Penicillium olsonii is the source of this 2208-nucleotide messenger RNA. Lineage: Eukaryota; Fungi; Ascomycota; Eurotiomycetes; Eurotiales; Aspergillaceae. The record is from the annotation of a GenBank genome assembly.
AUGGCGAUGAACAAAAUUCGUGGCGCCUUUGCGGUGCCCCGGAAAGGAGAGACGUUCGAAUUGCGAGCUGGACUUGUCUCUCAAUAUGCCUAUGAGCGGAAGGAAUCGAUUCAGAAGACCAUCAUGGCCAUGACCUUAGGAAAGGACGUGUCGGCGCUGUUCCCCGACGUGCUCAAGAACAUUGCUACAGGCGAUCUUGAGCAGAAGAAAUUGGUCUACCUCUAUCUCAUGAACUAUGCCAAGUCGCAUCCCGAUUUAUGUAUUCUCGCCGUGAACACCUUCGUCCAAGACUCCGAAGAUCCCAACCCGCUGAUUCGUGCGCUGGCAAUCCGAACCAUGGGCUGUAUCCGAGUGGAAAAGAUGGUGGACUACAUGGAAGAACCAUUGCGCAAGACUCUCCGAGACGAGUCACCAUAUGUUCGCAAGACGGCCGCGAUCUGUGUCGCCAAGCUAUUCGAUCUGAACCCGGUCAUGGCUCUGGAGAACGGAUUCCUCGAGACGCUCCAAGAAAUGAUUGGCGACCCCAACCCGAUGGUGGUGGCUAAUUCGGUGACUGCACUUUCGGAGAUUCAUCACUCGGCACCGGAGACAAAGGCCCUGCAGAUCACCACCAACAGUCUACGGAAGAUGCUGAUGGCAUUGAACGAGUGCACGGAGUGGGGACGAGUCACCAUUCUCUCGACCCUGGCUGAGUACAAGACGGCCGAUGUGAAGGAGUCGGAGCACAUCUGCGAGCGAGUUGCGCCUCAAUUCCAACACGUCAACUCCGGUGUGGUUCUUGCGGCUGUCAAGGCCGUAUUCUUACAUAUGAAGAACGUCAACCCCGAGCUGAACAAGAACUACCUGAAGAAGAUGGCCCCACCUCUAGUCACAUUGGUCUCAUCGGCCCCCGAGGUGCAAUAUGUGGCGCUGAGAAACAUUGACCUUUUGCUGCAGAAGCAGCCUGAUAUUCUCCAGAAGGAACUUCGUGUGUUCUUCUGUAAAUAUAACGACCCGCCAUAUGUCAAGUUCCAAAAGCUUGAGAUCAUGGUCCGCAUUGCGAACGAUCGAAACGUGGAUCAACUCCUGGCUGAACUGAAGGAGUACGCCCUUGAGGUUGAUAUGGACUUCGUCCGACGUGCUGUCAGGGCCAUCGGUCAGGUCGCAAUCAAGAUCGAAAGCGCCAGCGAACGAUGUGUCAACACAUUGUUAGAUCUGAUUAACACGAAGGUGAACUAUGUCGUCCAGGAAGCGAUUGUGGUCAUCAAAGAUAUCUUCCGAAAGUACCCCGGAUACGAAGGAAUCAUUCCGACAUUGUGCCAGUGCAUCGAUGAGCUGGAUGAGCCAAACGCCCGCGCGGCGCUCAUUUGGAUUGUCGGCGAGUAUGCGGAGAAGAUCAGCAAUGCGGGCGAUAUCCUUGGUGGCUUUGUGGAUGGAUUUAACGAAGAGUUCUCCUCGACGCAAUUGCAAAUCCUCACCUCCGUCGUCAAGCUGUUCCUGAAGCGGCCCGAGAAGGCCCAGGGCCUGGUGCAACGGGUGCUUCAGGCUGCGACCGCGGAGAAUGAUAACCCAGACGUCCGUGACCGAGCUUACAUCUACUGGCGUCUAUUAUCCAACACCAGUGACUCCAACGCAACCAAGAGCAUCGUCCUCUCGGAGAAGCCCCCCAUCGUCACCACCAUCCACUCCCUACCCCCCGCGCUCCUCGACCAACUUCUCACCGAACUUUCCACCCUCUCCUCUGUCUACCACAAGCCCCCCGAGCAGUUUGUCGGCCACGGCCGAUUCGGCGCCGACGCCGUCCAGCGCGCCGCGAUCGAGGAACAACUUCAAAACGCGCGCGAAAACCCCUUGGCCGCGGCCGCGGCCGCAGCCGCCGGUGGCACCGCGCCCCCUGCGCAGGCGCAAAACAACGUCGAGAACUUGCUGGACAUUGAUUUCGACGGUGGUGCUCCUGCCUCGGCCCAAAACGAGCCUGCCAGCGGCAUGUCCGGUCUUGAAGGCUUGGCCGGCACCCCUGUUCGGGUCGCCUCCCCCGCCGCUGGCGGGCCCUCUGGCCAAGCCAACAACAACUUGGAUGACUUGCUAGGCGUAUUUGGCGACUCGGGCCCUGCCCCGCCCGCAGCCGGUGGCUCUGCGGAUCUGAUGAAUGGAUUCUCUGGCCUGGACCUCUCUGGGAAUGCGCCCGAGCAGAAGAAAUCCAACGAUGAUAUCAUGUCGCUCUUCUAG